Molecule: messenger RNA, 1317 nt
Organism: Tetrahymena thermophila SB210
Lineage: Eukaryota; Ciliophora; Oligohymenophorea; Hymenostomatida; Tetrahymenidae
Product: class V aminotransferase
Exons: 1
Biological process (GO): iron-sulfur cluster assembly
Cellular component (GO): mitochondrion; cytosol
Molecular function (GO): cysteine desulfurase activity
Source: RefSeq, a predicted model, not a curated record
AUGAUGCUUAGAUAGAAAAAUAUUGGAUAUUCAUUGUUUUAGUAAUUACGCAGAGCGAAAUGCUCCUAAAUUGACAAAUAAAAUAGCACAGAUGCCCUAAAAAGACCUCUAUAUUUAGAUAUGCAAGCUACUACUCCUAUUGAUUUUAGAGUUUUAGAUAAAAUGUUACCAUAUUUGACUGUUGAUUAUGGAAAUCCCCAUUCAAAAAGUCAUUUAUAUGGUGUAAACAGUUCUUCUAUUGUUGAAGAAGCAAGAGAAAAUAUUGCUUAGCUUUUAAAUGCAGAACCAAGUGAAAUUGUUUUCAACUCAGGAGCUACUGAAUCAAACAAUACUGCUCUUUUAGGACUAAGCGAGCAUCAUUUUAACAACAAAUCUAUUAAAAAUCAUAUUAUUACUACUACUAUGGAACACAAAACUGUUCUUGAAGCUUGCAAAUAUAUUUAAAAAAGAUUUGGAUUUAAUGUAACUUUCAUGGACGUUGAUGAGUAUGGUAGAGUUGAUAUUAAUAAACUCAGCUAAAUUAUUAACGAAAAAACUUUAUUAUUUUCUGUAAUGUCUUUGAAUAAUGAAGUUGGAGUUAUUUAAGAUUUAGAAUCUUUAGGAGCAUUGUGUGAAGAAAGAGGAGUUUAUUUUCAUACAGAUGCAGCAUAGGCAAUUGGAAAAAUUCCUCUAGAUGUACGUAAAAUGAAUAUAGAUUUAAUGUCUUUUACAGGUCAUAAAGUAUUUGCUCCAAAAGGUACUGGUGGCUUGUUCAUUCGUGAUAAAAAGCAAUAUAAAAAAAACAAUAAACCAGCAAUAUAAUUAGCACCAUUAAUUCAUGGAGGAGGAUAAGAAAGAGGAAUGAGAAGUGGGACAUUAUCUCCCCCAAUGGUUAUUGCUCUCGGAGAAGCUUGUAAAAUUGCACAAAGAGAAAUGGAAAAUGAUAACUAACAUAUCAAAAAGUUAUAUGAAAGAAUGUAUGAAAGAAUUUUUAGAGAGGUUCCUUUUGUUAAACUGAAUGGACAUCCCGUUCAUAGAUACUUUGGAAACUUAAACAUUAGCUUUAAAUAUAUUUUUAGUGGCGAUAUUAUGAAUGAAAUAAAAAAUAAAAUUGCCUUUAGUGCUGGUGCCGCUUGUUUAGAUGAGCCUUCAUAUGUUCUCUAAGCUCUUCAUGUAGAUGAAAGCUAUGCAUUUGGUGCAAUUAGAAUUGGUAUUGGUAGAUUUACUACUCAAGAGGAGGUAGACUAUUUAUUGGAUACACUGAUUCCAAUAGUUAAUAAUCUUAGAUAAAAAAACAAAGUUUAUCAAUAGCAUUUUGCAAAAUAAAACAAUUAAUGA